AUGGGGAUGUGGUUAUACGAUCCUAAUAACCUGCCUCUUGCGAUUGAUGUGGAGCAUCAGAACGAAGAUGAUCUGGUGAUCUUUCUACUCUUCAAGACCUCCCCCGAAGAAGUUGAGAAAAUUCAGUCUAAUAUAAAGGACGCCACAAAGAACACAAAUAGGAAUUCUCGGGAAGUGAAGGUGAUUCCCCAAGAGCAUCAUAGUAUCCGCUCUCGCCGUGACUUGAUCACUUUACAUGAAAAAUUCCGCGGAAGGAGUAUCGAAGAAGACAAUCAACCUCCUUUAUAUUUUCUGCUCAGUUGCCCGGAACAAAACAUCGAGAUUGCCCCCUUUGCUACAGUAAGCGGCGACCAACAUGGUCUUACAGUAAUAUCUCGAACAUCUUUCGAUGUCAUUGUGGAAUGGACACACGAAUACCUCUACCGCGAAACUCCAGCCCUCCUUUCCGACACGGCUCAUGAACAUGGUCUCGAAACCUUGAUGAACCCGGGCCAACCUUUCUAUUUCGACGCAUCACAGUGGCCAGGGGACUACGCGUCACAGUAUUCCGAAGGAAAAGAACAAAUCUCAGUAUGGUAUCUCACCAAUAAGCUCACGCCCGCACAAGACGACGCCAUCAAAGUCGAGCUGCUAAAACCCUCGGAGAUGGCCAUGGAAGAUGACAGCCCGUUAGUCAAAGAAUGCUGCUACGUCCCAUGGACAGGACAGAAAGACGCUACAUGGGAGUAUAUCUGGAAUAUUAUGUGGCGGAUGGUCCGAUCCCACGGCGGUUGGGACACGUUCGUCUGCAUCGACCAACAGUCCGCCCAGAACCUACAAGUCGUCCUCGUCGACAGCUGGUAUUACUACCACUAUGAGGAACUUACAUAUGAAGAAAUACGAGACGGGAAAGAUUACUGUAAACUAUUGGAGCAUCUUCCUCACCCUGAUCUGCGGGGUUUUAUGCAUACUCGCAUUGAGCCUAAGGAGGCACACGACGAGAUUAGGGCGAUAGAGGUACAUAACACUACGAUUCCUGCGAUUCCCAGGCGUAUUAUGAAGAAGCAGCGGAGGCCUGGGUGGCCUGAUCUGGACAUUCUCCCAUCUGAUAACGAUACUGAGGAGUGUGAACUUUAUCAAUAUUACUAG
This is a messenger RNA of Penicillium odoratum, 1128 nucleotides long. RefSeq lists its product as uncharacterized. NCBI's taxonomy places the organism in Eukaryota, Fungi, Ascomycota, Eurotiomycetes, Eurotiales, Aspergillaceae. The coding region runs from base 1 to 1128 and encodes 375 amino acids. The transcript is spliced from 2 exons. The record is from RefSeq and is a predicted model, not a curated record.